CCUUCACUCAUCACUUAGAUCUUUCUUCUCUUCACUAACAAAAAAACCAGAGUUUGCAGAACAAAAACAAAAUGAGUGAUCAGAGGCAUCAGCUGUUAGGGUGGCUUCUGUUAAUCGGCCUUGUCUGCUCUCCGACCGCAUUCGCCGACGGCCCUGUCUGUCCCAAGACCGAGACUCUUAGCCGGGCAAGCUUCCCCAAAGGCUUCAUCUUCGGUACCGCCACUGCUUCGUAUCAGGUUGAAGGUGCGGUCGACGAGGGUUGUCGAGGUCCGAGCAUGUGGGACCUCUACGCCAAGAAAUACCCACACAGAUGCAACAACGAUCACGGCGACGUUGCCGUCGAUUUCUACCAUCGUUACAAGGAAGAUAUACAGUUGAUGAAGAAGAUGAACACUGACGGGUUUAGGCUCUCCAUUGCGUGGCCCAGAAUAUUUCCCCAUGGGAGGAUGGAGAAAGGAGUGAGCAAAGCUGGGGUUCAAUUCUACCACGACCUCAUCGAUGAGCUCCUUGCAAAUGGCCAAACACCAUUAGUAACAGUGUAUCAUUGGGACAUUCCCCAAGAUUUGGAGGACGAAUACGGUGGCUUUUUGAGCGAGCGCAUUGUCAAGGAUUUCGCGGAAUACGCGAACUUUCUGUUCCAAGAAUACGGGGGCAAAGUGAAGCACUGGAUCACAUUGAACGAGCCAUGGGUGUACAGUCGAGCGGGUUACGAUAUCGGGAAGAAAGCACCUGGUCGUUGUUCUAAGUAUGUUAAAGACGAAUGCCAAGAUGGGCGGUCCGGAUACGAAGCUUACAUCGUCAGUCACAAUUUGCUCUUAGCCCACGCAGAAGCCGUUCACCUAUUCAGACAGUGUGAGAAGUGCAAAGGUGGUAAGAUUGGAAUUUCGCACAGUCCGGCUUGGUUUGAACCAAGCGAUCUCGAGGGAGGACAUCAAGAUCUUACCGUUGACCGUGUUCUUGACUUUAUCCUUGGAUGGCAUCUUGCUCCGACAACGUUCGGAGAUUACCCGCAGAAGAUGAAAGAUCUCGUAGGGUUCAGACUUCCGAGGUUUACGGAAGAACAGAAGAAGAAACUCGCAAACUCUGCUGAUUAUGUCGGAAUCAAUUACUACAGCUCGUUCUUCUCAACCCACAACGAGAAACCUGACUUCUCGAAACCAAGUUGGCAAGCCGAUUCUCUCGUCAAUUGGGACCCUAAGACUGUGGACGGAACUAGCAUUGGUAGCAUGCCUUCCACCGCUAAAAUGGCUGUGUACGCAAGAGGUUUGAGAAAGCUUAUGAAAUACAUUAAGGACAACUAUGGCAACCCCGAGAUCAUGAUCACUGAGAACGGAUAUGGAGAGGAUCUUGGUGAAAACCACCACAAUCUCGAAGUUGGAAUCGCUGACUACAACAGGAAAUACUAUCUGCAAAGGCAUCUCUUGAGCUUGCACGAAGCCAUUUGCGAGGACAAGGUGAACGUCACGGGGUACUUCGUGUGGUCGAUGAUGGACAACUUCGAGUGGCAAGACGGGUACAAGGCUAGGUUCGGGCUCUACUACAUCGACUUCAAGAACAAUCUGACUCGCCACCUCAAGGAAUCCGGCAAGUGGUACACCAACUUCCUCAAGCAGGAACUUCCAAAGAAAUCGGAGCUCUGAGAUGAGAGUCUUGAGUUCACACUCGGACACAAUCUUCGAUGUCUUAAAUAACUAAAUUAUCCAAAAAAAAAAACAUUCGAGGAUUGAUUCGGUCUUGUCUGUGUUUUCCCCCUUCCUAUGUUUGAUUCGGUGAUCUCGGCGUUUGUAAGAGCGAGAAAGACGACCACGCUUUCGGUGCUCUUUCAGUUUUCUUAGUAUUAUAAUAAAUGCUCUCUUUUGCAUUAAA
Tarenaya hassleriana is the source of this 1866-nucleotide messenger RNA. RefSeq names its product beta-glucosidase 19-like. NCBI's taxonomy places the organism in Eukaryota, Viridiplantae, Streptophyta, Magnoliopsida, Brassicales, Cleomaceae. Gene Ontology annotation, molecular function: beta-glucosidase activity. The transcript has 13 exons. Bases 72 to 1640 code for a protein of 522 amino acids. The record is from RefSeq and is a predicted model, not a curated record. Gene Ontology annotation, biological process: carbohydrate metabolic process.